Molecule: messenger RNA, 264 nt
Organism: Spirodela intermedia
Lineage: Eukaryota; Viridiplantae; Streptophyta; Magnoliopsida; Alismatales; Araceae
Source: the annotation of a GenBank genome assembly
AUGAAGUGGGUCGUCGAGUCGUCUCCGACGGCUGUCACCCGGCGGAGCGGAAAAACAGCGACUUUGCGGCUCUCCGGCGGCUGUCACCCGACGGAGAGGAGCUGGAUGGAGGUGGGGCGCGUGUCAGGGAGCUUCAUCCUCAGGUCCACGCAGCAAGGGGAGGCUCUUCAUCGCAUCUGGUACGCUCUCAGGAGGUGGCGACUCGUCUCCCGGUGGAUCGUCCUCUUCCCGACGACGGCUUGUUCGUCGAUCAAUCGGAGAUGA